AUGAGCAGCGGGUCGCCGACCGCCUACCUGCUAUGGGCUAUCCUUGCCGUCCUGUUCCAGAUCUUCCUCGUCGUGCACCUGUGGUGCUACGACCGCUUCAAAUGCGUGCUGUGGAACUCGGGAAGGCAGCCGGGCGCGUUCAAGCGCGUCAUGACGUAUUCGUACCUGGGGACGAUACCCGCCCUCGUGUUCUUUGGCGUCGCGAUGACGCAGCUCAAGUUUGCGGAAGGGUAUGUGUUGUAUGGAGAUGAAAUUAUACCGAGACCGUACGAGAUGUGGAGACCCCAGCAUCGACAUUGGGUGCUGCCGCUGUUCUUCGUGUUCAGCGGGGCAUGGGCGUUUGAGCUAGUGACGCAUCUCGAAGAGCUCACGUUCUGGCUCUUCCUCCUCCACCAAGGCCCGAGCAGACGAGACUGGUUCACCAGCGGCGAGUACCGGCUCUGGUACACCGGCAGCGUCGUCUCCGUCAUCGGGAUGCCGCUCACCACGCUCGUGACCCGGCGCGAUCUGGAGAUGUGCCAGAUAUGGAUAUUCCUCGUCGGCUCGUCCGCGAGCACCGCGACGACGCUCAUGUUCCUCUAUGUGCUGUACAUGUUCCCCGGGUUCCUGCGCUACGUCAAGGCGGAGGGCGCCGAGGUCGAGGUCGUCGUGCGCCUCGCGACGUUCUACCAGCUCAAUCUGAUACGCGUGUGCUUCCGGUUCUUGUUCACGCUGCCGCUCCUUAUAUUGGCGAUUGAUGGCGUGCAGGGGCGCCAUCCGAUACUCGCGAACGCGUUCGGGACAGACUUCCUACUGAUGCUGGGCGCGAUUGGGUGCUUCGUCUCCUCCGCAAUCACCCUCCUCAUAUUCUUCCCCCGCUCCCUCGUGAAAGAGACCGACUACCUCCCCGAGCGCCCCCCGACAAUAAUCGCCACCUCGCCCAAGGCGCCCGCGGCGCCCGUGUACGAGAGCGCCGCGCCGUCAACGACGGGGAGCUUCUUCCCGUUCCCGCAGCCCGCGCCGUACAGUCCCGGGUCGGAGAUCAUGCUCGACGCGCACGCGCACGUGCACCACUCCGCCAGCGCCAACGGCAAUGCGUACCCGCAGACUGUGAGCGUGUACCGCCCGCGGACGCGCGGCGGGGACAAGGACGGCGGGGUGGGCGUGGAGGUGCACAGCCUGGACGGCGCGAUCCAGGAGGAGGCCGCCGUCAGCCCGCCGCCGCCGUCCUACCGCCGGCACUCGAGCACCGUGCUCGCGGUCGUCCGGGCGGGGGCCGUGGGUGUGGCGGAGGAGCGGGAGCGGGAGCGGGAGCUCGCGGGGAGCCAGAGCCAGAGCAAUCUGCACCCGUACGUGACGGCGUUCACGUCGCCGAUCGAUUUGCCGGAUACGGAGGCGCCGGAUGAUGGGCUUCCGCGGGCGAUAUAACCCAGCCCCUCCGCGUCCUUGUCCCCCGCUACUACUCGAUGCAUUAUCUACGCCCAUGUUACGCGUUCGACUCCCAUCUUACCACUCCACCCCACCCUAGCCUACCCUAUCCCCGCACCGCACCGCAUAUAAUGUACAUACCGUCACGUCGGGAUCCGGAUCGGAAUGCUGUCUUGUUGUAUUGCUGUAUGCUUUGUGAAUGUACUGUAGUUACGUGUAUAUUAGGAUUGGUGCUCU
Gloeophyllum trabeum ATCC 11539 is the source of this 1644-nucleotide messenger RNA. RefSeq lists its product as uncharacterized. The coding region runs from base 1 to 1407 and encodes 468 amino acids. The record is from RefSeq and is a predicted model, not a curated record. The transcript has 14 exons. NCBI's taxonomy places the organism in Eukaryota, Fungi, Basidiomycota, Agaricomycetes, Gloeophyllales, Gloeophyllaceae.